Molecule: messenger RNA, 213 nt
Organism: Dicrocoelium dendriticum
Lineage: Eukaryota; Metazoa; Platyhelminthes; Trematoda; Plagiorchiida; Dicrocoeliidae
Source: the annotation of a GenBank genome assembly
AUGAACCUUCUACAACCGACGACUUUAGCAGCCCUAGUAACUUUAAUCGGAUUUGUGAACGCCUAUGUGUCAAUCCUCAUCAUUAAGGUUUCGCAAGACGAUCUUGCCAUGGAUAUAUACAACUUCGACACAACUGCCAAACGCCGAUGUCGCCAAGAGGCAAGUCAACUCCCUAAAACGCUGCAAUUAGUCUUGUAUAUGUUGCCUGACUAA